Wyeomyia smithii (pitcher-plant mosquito) is the source of this 5689-nucleotide messenger RNA. RefSeq lists its product as uncharacterized. NCBI's taxonomy places the organism in Eukaryota, Metazoa, Arthropoda, Insecta, Diptera, Culicidae. Bases 868 to 2319 code for a protein of 483 amino acids. The record is from RefSeq and is a predicted model, not a curated record. The transcript has 6 exons.
UUGGGUGGUCAGUUCGCGGGUGCAUCGAGUCAGUCAGCAGUGACGGGAGUGCAUGAAGAAAGGAUUCACAUGUGUGCAUUGGUAGUAGUGUUGGCACUGCUCUGAUGAUUAUUGUUGAUGUUGGGAGGCAUUUUGAUGUGCUGCUACUCUGCUUAGCUUGCUGAUGACUACAUACUGAUGCUGCGUGCAUCCCGAAGGCGACCAAAGGCAGCAGUCGUCGGAGGAGUGUCAAGUGUUCUGAGAGAAAGGACUAGAUAUAGCUGGUGUGGCGAAUAAGUGUAUGCACUUUCUGUUUUCCCUUGUUGAUUCUGUAUUCCACCGAUUUUUCGGAUAAGUGAUAAUUGCCGUUUUAGUACUAGUUUUCGGUUCCGAUUAUCAUCCUGAGUUGCAGAAGUUGACGUGUGGAAAAACUGAUGAAUAUCGGUGGCUGCAAUUCGUCUGUGUACUGUGUUUUGACGGGAGUCUAGCAUUCAGCACGGGAUAGUGAAAAUUGCAUUCGUCAAACGACUCAGACCUAAAAUUAGUUUUCUUCCGUUUCCGCGAUUCGACUCCAGCCAGCUAAGAAUAAGACGAAAACCUGACCAUCACAAUUGGUGAAGUCACGUCUGCUGAAGAAUAGUAUUUUGGAAGUACGGUUUAGCGCCACCACAAAAAAGUGCAUGAUAUUGAAAAAUCGAUAAAAUUUUAUUGCACCUAUAACGCGCUGCACAUACACAGUUUGCUCGUUAGGAACUCAAGAAAACAGUUGGUUAGCCGAGAAUUUUAGUACUAAGCAAAUUUCAAGCUAUCGUGUGAACAAAGCACAAAAAGAAUUACUUUGUGCCGGCUAAACAGCAGAUAGGAAAAAUCCAAUUGGAACCAGUAACUAUGCUCAAGUAUCUAACGCACAAACUUCGCACACAAUCAAUCAACGAUGAAAACUCAGUCAAUGAAAAGAUUGACGGUCACGAUUCGGGCACGGAGUCCGAUGGAGACUUGGAUCAGGAGGAUGAUUUGAUUCAGGAACACGACAUGGAGCUGAGCUUGAGUUCCCGUCAGGACACAGCUUCACCAACCGACACGGCAUGUUCGUCGGAGUCACCGGCAUUUUUGGGCCCAGCAUCACAUUUACUGCUGUAUGAUCAGAACAGCUCCGAGGAGGAACUGGAAGUGAUCAACGGCGGUGUGCUGGAGGUGGGCAGCGAAACCGAUGGUGACGGUGGUGGUGACGGAGGUGGAGGUGGGGCAGACUGCGCCAGCGGUAUCAGCGCCGGCAGCAGUGAAAGUGUAAAUCAACUCGGAAGCAUUUCGAGGAUCACCAGCCGGCAGCAGCGGCUCGCAGUGGAAACAGAUGGCAGCGACGGGGUCGACGAUUGCACCGAUGAGCUUUACUUGACGUCGACAUCACCGACGGCCGGACUGCUGAGGCCCUUAGCGGUUACACCGACCCAGCUGGGGGCAGUCAUGUCCAAGCGGUGUAGUUCAAAUAAUUUGCUCGAGAAGCGCAAACGGUCACUAGCGCACAGCUCGGAUGAUGAGGUACGCCAUCUGUUAGAGCAUCAGCACCAGCAGCAGCAUCACCAUCAGCACCACCAUCACCAGCAGCCGCUGAUGUCGGCACCGGUGAACUUUCGCACAUCACCACCACUAGAAGCUUUAAAACCACACCGUGGCCAUAUUAUCCAGCGCUCGACCACGCCACUCAUCCUGACGGACACCGGUCGUGGCCUGGAGCACAUUAGAAUAUCAUCGUCCUCGUCGAUCUCGUCGACGACGUCUUCACUUUCGUCCCUGGGCGGGGCUGCUGGUGGGUCAACUAUCUACGGUGGAGGCGUCGGAGGCAUACCCCCCUGUGAUAGUCCGGCGACCGUCAACUACAGUACUGGCCAUCAACAACAGCAUCAUAAUAAUCAUCAUCAUCAUCAACAUCAUCAACAUCAACCAGCGCAGAAUAGUAAUAAUCUAGCACUGUUAAGUACAACAAAUGCUUCCACGGCUACCGGUAGUAAUGGCAGCGGUGCCACUACCGUCGUGUCCGCGGCUGGCACAUUAGGAAUGGCCUUCGGUCAGGGCCAGGAAGCGCCCGGCGGAGCGAUGGGUGGCACCGCGGUAGCGAGCAACAACAUGGAAAUUAGCCGAUCUGUUAGUCCUCCAGCGAAAGUGUUUCAUUGUGCGGUUUCCCCGCGGCGAAGACAGCCGCGCCACCAGCAGCAGCGACUUCAGCGGCCCCACAGGCCAUGUUUAGAUUUCGACAAGAUGCAGCAAUUAAAGGCCCGGUCGGUGACCACGUGGAGACACAGUAACGAGCAUUCAGGUGAACUGUCCGUAUUCUGUUGGUGAUGAUGAGCUGCCAGUGGCGAACGGCGGUGGUUGUCCAAAAACGGCGGUAACAACGACGCGGACACUAGCAGCGUCCGUCCACGAAUGACCCUGCUGCAGCCGGCGGAUGUGGACUGCCUAGGCGACCGCUAUCGCCCGGACUGCUUCCUUCGAAAACUUUCUUUGCUUGUUACUGUAUUGUUGCCCAUGCAGUUUUCCUCGGUCAGUUCGCGUAAUUUGAUGAAAUUAGGAUGUUCUACCAGAAGGGUUCGGGAAGGGUGGAGAUUAUGUUUAACAUCAGAGGCCCUGUAUCAGUGCGAUAUUAUAUGAGAAGAAGAGAAGAAAUGCAAAAGUUUAGUAUAAAUGCUACUCACGGCACUAGAUACAAUUCAGUGCAUCCUUGAGCUUGAUUUAUUUAACAAAUACCUUGAAAAAGAAGACGAUUAAGCAAAUCUCACUGAACGAAUUUUGCUAGCGAAUAGAGAAGUCGAAAAGAAAGGAAAAUGCAUUUUUGUGAAUGAAAGCUGGAUUUUGUUAUUGGUAUAUAAGAAUUUACAAGCGUUUUAUUCAUAUCUUUAUUAUAUUACCCUAUUAAAAAAUACAUACCUUUCAAAGCGAUUUUGUGAUUUUAAUAUUUAGUAGCGUUUUUUUAAGUUUAAUCUUUGCGUCUUAAUAGGAACCAGCAAUUUACGAUAGAAUUACUAAAAAAAAACAACCUUCAGAACUUACGAAGGACAGCAAAUAGAGAAUGUUGCAAUUUGAAUUGUGGAUGUUAUGUAUGCAUUAUUAUAGACAGAUAAACGUGGCCGGCCGUCGUGUGUGUUUAUUUGUUCCGUACUGCUAAGUACAUAAAUGCUAAACCGUGAGAUUCUAGGAGAAAUAACAAUUUACAGUAACUCAGAAACUGGUAGCCAUUUUCUCAAGUACAACUUACCAAGCUCGAUUGCUCGCCCGAUUAGUGCAAGGCGGUAUACUUUCAAAAGCAACGAUACGUACUGAAUACGAGGCCUAGAGGUGUUUGAAGUUGUUUGAAAACCUGACCACAAAAACUUGAUUUAGGGCAGGAACACGCCGCUUGUUCUCGGACAUGAUAGUUGCGUUAUAUCGGUGAUAUUGAUAUUUAACUUGUCGCAGAUUUAAGGUGGUAAAGUGUGAUCUGGCGCAUCUAGUGAUAGUUUUAUGGAAUAAAAUCAGAAUUUUUUUUAGUAUCUGUUUAUAAACAAUUUAUAACCUAUUUGCACACCAUUUUUUGAACUAUAUUAAUAUUAAUGUUAUUUCUGAAAAAACUAAGUGUUAAUUGGAUUGUUUUUAUUGAAAAUUCGAAGUAUCAUUGUCCACCAAAAUUCAAAAUAAUUAAUCAAAGUUAUAACCACUGUUUCAUACGAAAAUGCUGCCAGAGAACGCUUCAUUUUUUUUAGGAAAGGUCAUAAUUUUCCGAAUAAAAAAGUCCAAAACCGAGAUGGACAUUGGUUGAGCAAUACACGGACAUGAUUGGUAGAGCUAAAUUCUGCCACUGUUAAACAAGAAGCAUAUAUUCAAUAAUCAACAAAAAGAUACUGCCGCAAUAUCAGCUUUGUCAGAUACGACAUCUACAAAGAAGAAAUAUUUCUCAUCUGGUAAAUGCUCAACGCCUGCCACUCGUAAGUCGACAGAUAUUAGGGGUCUUCACAUCGAGCUCGUAUACGAAUAAGCAGCCGUAAACUGUGUAUCUUCCAUUACUCGUCAAUGGAGGUGAGUAUUUAUACGGCUGGGUAUUUGUUUACGAGCUCGACAUGAAUACCCAUAUUAUUUCUUUCACAAUUACGUCCACACUUCGGAAACUUUAUCAAUGACAGAAGCAUUUCACCCCAAUGAAGUCUGCAGAUAACAAUAUAAAAAAAAAAAAUAAACAACAACAACAACGCGAAAAUAGUAAAAAACACAUUCAAAUAGUAUCUACUCGAUUUAACUUCGAAAACAAAUAUCAGAGAUUUUAAAUAUCUGAAUGAGAAAAUAGCGCGUAGCCGGCAAACAAUACAUAAUUAUAAUUAGACUAUAUUUUACCGAAUCCAAACGCAAAACGUAGCAUAUUAAAAAAAUACAAUUAUUGUCGAUUGAACAAACUGCACGAACCCAGUGAACUUCAGUCAACUAUUUAGAGUAAAUCGAAUCCAAUUUUGAUUGAUGUAGCAGCAUAACUAGAAACCGUACAAGACGCCAUUACGAACCAUUCGGUUAUUCAAACAAUCGGACGAUACUAGGUGUAGGCGAAUGCAGUUGAAUAUCUCAGAAAUUCGAUCGUUUUUUUUUUUGAUGGCUUUUAAAAUUUGUGAUUUGAUUCGAAUCAUGCGGUUGUACACGAUUCGCAUCCCUCCUUCAGUCCGUUAUUUCAAAGGGUCGUAUGCUAGGGUAGGACCUCCACUGUCCGCCCUCCCAGACAAAACUUUGAGGGGCUGUGAUAUUAUUUGAGAACGGAUUGAGGGAACCCUGUGAUUAUACUUUCAUAUUGCUUACCAUCAUGCUUCUUCUCCACAACCCUGCCGCAGAUUCACCAGAAUAUGAUGGUAUGUGAAAAAGAGAGAAAGAUUGUGUUGCAUUUGACUUAAGUAUGCCAAGAAGUGGAAGAUGUAAUAAAAGACUAACUGUUUUUUAAACACCUAAGAAUCGAUCACUAGUCGAACGACGAAAGCAUGUAUAUUUUUCACCAAUCAUGAUUUUUAUCGUGAAGUAACAAACAACAGUUUCGAUACUCAUUAAAACGCAUCAACAGUGGACGAUCAUAUCGAACACGAAACAAAAAUUUGAGGAAAAAGAGAAAAGAUACAUUGAACAAGCAAAUUAUGAUUGCUUGUAGUAUUGAAUGCUGAUAAAUACGAAACAAACUAUAUAUAUUGUAUUAGUAGAAACCCCGAAUAAAUGAUAAAAAAAACACACAACAAAACAAAACAUUUUCAAUAAAACUACUCAUUCCGACUCAAUUUGCGGAUGAAUGAACCGAAUCGAGACUAAAAUUUAGACUCGCGCAAAUACACAUAAACAAAACAAGUACAUAUAAAUUUGUAGAUGUUGUCUCAGUAAGAAUUAGGUAAUCAUUAUUGGAAGACGAAGCAGAAUAAAUCUUUAAUAAACAUUAUACACACGGAUUGUAAAACCAUUAAAUGGUGAAUUGAUGGAUCUUACAGUAGUGCAAGUGAAGUUGGCUAUCGAAGAAACAAGAACUGCGUGUCAGCAGGAAAAAAUUAUUGGAAGAGAAAAAAGAGAGAAAGAGAUCAGAUGAAACAACCAUUUAAACGAGCAUAGCGAUGAUAAGUAACCUUUUUUCUUUAAUUAUGUUGUAUUAUUAAUUAGAUACAAAACAAAAACAAAUUAUAAAGGAUUAAUCCAAGUGAAAAAUAAAAAACGAUGCCACAAA